AUGUCGUUUGGGUGGUCCGUUGGUGAUAUCAUCGCAGGUCUGAAGGUUAUUUGGGCGGUCUAUGACGCUGUGUCUGACGGCCCUUUGAACGCCAAGUUCGAGGCUACACAGUUUUUCGAUGAGUUCAUCCAUGUCGUCAGUCGCUUGUCUGAGUGGGAGAAGCGGAAAUCCGCGCUUCCUCAAGAUGACCGUCUGGCACAGUCCCACCAGCAACUUCGAGAACAGUGUACGGUGUUUAUCCGAAGGCAUAUGCUCCUGAUCCAGAACGCCAAUCCCCAAACAAAAGCCAUUCGGCCGCGACGAUCCAACUGGCUGCAGAGAGUAGAAUUCACGAAAACACAGGUUCUCACUCUGUAUGAAACGGUAAAAUGGCCAACCGAACAGGACGAGGUUCAAAGGCUUCGAGAGAAGCUGAUGCUGUUCCUCCACCUUGCAGCAUUCGAUAUACAAAUGGCCACACACGGAUUGGUCAGCGAACUACGGUACAAGACCUCUUCUAUGUUAGAUUCCCAUGCAGACUUGGUUUCCUCCAACCUCAAGCUUGUCUCAUCCCAUCUGGAUCUAGUAUCCCUGGUCUCGCUCAAUCUUAAAAGAGUCACUUACCCUCUUGAGCUCGGAAGACAGGCAAAAGAGAUCGAUUAUCCUAUGCUACGUCAAUUUGAGCAAGCUCUUCGCCCACCGAGACCCCUUGCAGUAAUAGAAGUUCCACCUCACCAAAUCGCUCUACCCUGGCAAACUAAUGGUCAAAACGAGCAGGAGAAGGAAGCCGAAUAUGCCUCGGUCACGCGAGCAGCUCCGAUGAGUCAAGACGGUGGUCGAUUUGAUCGAGAUGAAGUUCGCGGGCUUAUUUCGCAACGGCUGGACAACCUAUCAAUGAGGGUCAAGCGUGUCGACACCCUGGAGACAAUUCAAGAAUUCGGACCAAGUGAUGACCCAAACCCAGCUGUCGUCUCAUUGUUGCAGAGGCUACGAGACAUGCGUGGUCAGAUCAGCGAUGCAGUGGGGGUUCUGGGGCUUACUGGGCCUUCGCAAGAUGGCCUCCCUCUCGUGAAAGCCGACCCAGAGGGAGCUUUGCGGCAGGAGCUUGAGGAUUGGAACAAAUUGGAAGAACGGAUUGAGCGUGAGAUUCUACAUCCACCUCGUCGAAGUGAUUUCAAUGCUGGUGGAUCGACAACGCAACCGAUUGACAUCCUGAAACCGCCGCGAAGGACGGCAACCUCCUCGCCACUCUCGCCAACUGCCUCCCCAUUCGAUGCAUCUAGUAGUUGGGGCGCCAGCCGUGGCCUAUCUCCACCUUCUCCCAUGCUGCGACAAAGGCGGAACAGCAGAAGUCUUUCAACCUCCUCUCAUUCAGGCUCUGAAUCUGUACUUUUGGAUCAUGAUUUUCCAGUUCAUUUAUCUUAUGGAGACCAUGUCGUCAACGCCGUCAUCCAAUCAGUGGCAAGAUUCGACGAUGGCGAAGUGAAAUCAAUCUCGUCCAUCGGCCAGAACGGACUUAUCAAGAUCCGACAUUCUAUCGAAUUAAACACGCCCGCCACUAUCGAGACCUCAAUGAAGCCAUUCCUAGAUAACGGACACGUGGACAAAUCGCACAAAAUGCGUGUGCAAUUUAAGGGCUCACACAGUCUCAAAAUCACAACAAUGUCGGAAAGUCAUGGAGAGAAAGUAUUGCGGCUGCAGGUCCCGCCUAUUUACAAAUUCCACAACCCCAAAGAUUACAUCGAAUUCCAAUCCCUCCUCCUAAACAAAGAAAUAAAAGCCAGCUUCGACAUCCAAUACAUCAAAUCCACCGAAAAAGAAAUCCAGUGCCGGCUCGGCACCAUCCGCGUCCUGCUUGAGCCCUUCUUGCGCACCCGAUAUAUCCUCUAUUUCCGGCAUACCGCCGACCAGAAACCGGGAUUCGUGGAAUGGCCUGUUGAUCUGUUUAAAGAGCCGAAAGAGCCAAGUAAGAAGUGCAAGAGUUUGACGCUGGAGAGCCAGAGUGGGAGAACGUUGUCCGGGAGCAGGAGUUUGAGUAGGAGGAGUACGCAGGGGAGUAUUUCGACGAUUGCGACGAUUGAGAGUAGUGCUAGCGCGUUUGCAAGGAUUCAGGAGAGGUCGACGGGAUUGGGGGCGGAGGGGGUUAAGGGGUUGAUUGUCGAGUUUCAUGAGCCGAGUGACUGCCACGAGUUUUGGAAAGAAUUUCGAACGAAAGAACCACUGUUCUCGAGUGAUUCAGGCUUGGGCCUCGACCUCUCACCCACCCACUCCAAUCACUCUCCUCCGUGAAUCACAAAAUGCUUCCGAGAAUCUCCUGGAUGGCCAUAGGGAGCAGGAAGGAAGGUCAAGGCUACGGGACCUAAACGCACACCUUGUCGGAGCAGACAUUCAAAUGUACCAGAAUACGCCAGUACAU
Molecule: messenger RNA, 2395 nt
Organism: Hyaloscypha bicolor E
Lineage: Eukaryota; Fungi; Ascomycota; Leotiomycetes; Helotiales; Hyaloscyphaceae
Exons: 5
Coding region: 1-2268 (755 amino acids)
Source: RefSeq, a predicted model, not a curated record